AUGCAAGCCACCUGGCUACUUGUUUACCUGACCUUGGGCUUUGCUGCUGCAGAGACCGGCUUAGAUGGCUGGCUGCGAUAUGCUCCAUUACCUUGUUCUACUCAAUGCCUAUCCCAGCUACCCGUCAACAUCGUCUCUCUCAACUUGACCAAGACAAGUCCUGUAUAUGUUGCAGGGUCGGAGAUCCAAACGGGGCUCAAGAGUAUUUACGGUGUAAACGUCUCGAGCACUGUUGAUCAGUGCAACUCCUCUUCAUCGGUCAUCGUUGGCACAGUUGAGCAGUACAGCCAAACCUGCGGUUCAACAGUUGGAAUCCCUGAGCUGGCUGAGGAUGGAUUCUGGCUGGACACCCGGGGUCAUUCAAUCCAAAUUCUUGGCCAAAAUGAGCGAGGUGCUCUCUAUGGAGCAUUUGAGUACCUGUCGAUGCUUGCAAGGGGGAACCUCUCUCAAGUGGCCUACGCAACAAAUCCAGCCGCCCCUCUUCGCUGGGUGAACCAAUGGGAUAACAUGGACGGAAGUAUUGAGCGAGGCUAUGGAGGCGAAUCGAUCUUCUUCAAAAACGGGGCCAUUGUUGAGGACUUGACUCGAGUUCAUCAGUACGCUCGUCUCUUGGCGUCGGUCCGAAUCAACGCGGUCGUAGUCAACAAUGUGAAUGCAAAUGCCACCCUUCUCACUCCUCAGAACAUAGACGGACUAGGAAGAAUAGCCGACGUUUUUCGACCAUACGGCGUCAAAAUCGGUAUAUCGCUGAACUUCGCGACUCCCGAAACGUUGGGUGGCCUCGACUCUUAUGAUCCUCUGAAUGCAACUGUCAUCAAAUGGUGGUCCAACAUGACGGACCAAAUCUACCAGAAAGUGCCUGAUAUGGCGGGAUACCUCGUGAAAGCAGACUCCGAAGGAGAGCCAGGUCCACAGACAUACAACCGGACCUUGGCUGAAGGCGCCAAUCUAUUUGCUAGAGCUAUUAAGCCCCAUGGGGGCAUCGUCAUGUUCCGCGCAUUUGUCUACAACCAACUCAAUGAGUCGAACUGGGAUGCAGAUCGUGCGAAAGCUGCAGUCAACUUUUUCAAGCCCCUUGAUGGCAAAUUUGACGAUAAUGUGGUGGUCCAGAUCAAGUAUGGACCUAUCGAUUUCCAAGUCCGUGAGCCCACAUCGCCUUUAUUCGCCAACCUUUUUAAGACGAAUAUUGCCAUCGAAUUGGAGGUUACACAGGAGUACCUUGGACAACAAUCUCAUCUUGUCUACCUUCCUCCUUUGUGGAAGACUGUCUUAGACUUUGAUCUUCGCGUUGACCAUCAGCCAUCUCUGGUCCGUGAUGUUGUGGCUGGCAAGCGUUUCAAUCGUACACUCGGUGGAUCGGCAGCCGUUGUAAAUGUCGGCACCAACAACACAUGGCUUGGAAGCCAUCUAUCGAUGUCGAACUUUUAUGCCUAUGGCCGUCUAGCAUGGGACCCUACUGCAGAUGUGCAGAGUAUUUUACAGGAUUGGAUUCGGUUGACCUUUGGUCUGGAUCGUGCUGUGCUCAAUACCAUUACCGAAAUGUCCAUGCACUCUUGGCCUGCUUAUGAGAACUAUAGUGGUAACCUAGGCAUCCAGACUCUAACCGACAUCUUGUACACCCAUUACGGACCCAAUCCGGCAUCGCAGGACAAUAACGGCUGGGGCCAGUGGACUCGUGCUGGUCCUACGAGUAUUGGUAUGGACCGCACAGUACAAAAUGGAACAGGGUACACUGGGCAAUAUCCUGAGGAGAUUGCAUCGACCUACGAGAAAAUCUCAAGCACGCCCGACGACCUUCUCCUUUGGUUCCACCAUGUCAACUACACCCACAGAUUGCAUUCGGGGAAGUCUGUGAUUCAACACUUCUACGAUGCCCACUACAACGGUGCAGAGUCAGCCCAAGGUUUCCUAGACCAGUGGGAGACUCUAGAGGGAAAGAUAGACAACGAGAGAUACGCUCAUGUUCGACACCGUCUUGACUACCAGACAGGUCAUUCAAUUGUGUGGAGAGACGCAAUCAACGACUUUUACUACAAUCUCUCCGGAAUACCAGACUCUGCUGGACGCGUCGGUCACCAUCCUUGGCGAAUUGAGGCCGAGGAUAUGAAGCUGAAUGGCUACGAUACCUAUACUGUUAGCCCAUUUGAAACAGCCUCAGGCUCUGUGGCUAUUGUCACAUUAUCAAAUGAUACAGUGGGGACAGCGACAACCACACUUGACUUUCCGUCGGGGUCAUAUGAUCUUGCUAUCAACUACUAUGACCUGUACAGUGGGCAAUCAAGCUGGCAGGUCUAUCUGAAUGAUAGACAGGUUGGUCAGUGGGUGGGUGAUGCGGAGGAUCACCUGAGUCAUACACCUUCAAUUUAUCUAGAUGGGCACUCUGCUACUCGAAUCAAGUUCCGAGGAGUCGAGAUCAAUAAGGGAGAUACAUUGAAGAUUGUUGGUACGCCCGACGGGGAUGAACCCGCGCCAGUGGAUUAUAUUUCAGUGCUUCCGGAGGGACUUGUAGAUUGA
Messenger RNA from Penicillium longicatenatum, 2514 nucleotides. RefSeq names its product alpha-glucuronidase (gene aguA). Gene Ontology annotation, cellular component: extracellular region. The record is from RefSeq and is a predicted model, not a curated record. The coding region runs from base 1 to 2514 and encodes 837 amino acids. The transcript has a single exon. Gene Ontology annotation, biological process: xylan catabolic process. Gene Ontology annotation, molecular function: alpha-glucuronidase activity. NCBI's taxonomy places the organism in Eukaryota, Fungi, Ascomycota, Eurotiomycetes, Eurotiales, Aspergillaceae.